UGAAUUUCAUCUUUUUCGAUGGUUUUAAUUAUCCCAACGGCAUUUUUUGUUUCUGCAAACAUUUUGGUACAUGAUUACACACCCUAAUUUUGAGAUCACGAUUACUCCUCCUUGUCUCCUGUUAACCCAUUCCCAGUCUAGUUGUUCGAAAUGCAUUGCUUUAUUAUAUCACAUAGUUCUGAUAAUCUUCGUCUUCUUAUUACAUUAUCGAAAUUUAUCAAAUGGACUAAUUGCUUUAAAUAAUGUUCUUUAAAAUCAAUGAAACAGAUAAACCAAACAUUGAUGUACUCGUUAAAUUUGUGUUUGUGUGCAUAUGUACACUUCAUUUAGACUAAAGACCCGAAAUCCUUUAAUGGUAAAUUAUGUGGGAUGUGUUUGAAAUUUUAUAAUUCCGCCAUGUCAUUGUUUCUGGAUCAUACUAAACUUGAACAUUUACAAGAAAAAUUAAUUAAUAUCUGUGAAUUUAUAGGACCAUUUCGUGAUCAAUGUGUAGCCCUAGUCACAUUUACAAUGUUUAAAGCAAUUAAUAAAUCUAUAGCCCAAAUCGAUCCGUCGGUAUCGUGUGAAGUAUGCAGUUUUUAUUUAGAUAUUUAUCAAAAUUUCUUUAAAUAAUAUAAAUUUAUAAAAGAAAAUAAAACCAGUUUUAGUUAUAAUUACUACUUAAAUAUUUCAAUCCAAUAGGAGAGGAAUCAGUUUAAAUCUUGUUCAAUUUUAUCACUGACAAAUAAUGAAUAGAUUGGUUGAUGUUAGACACUAUCACCACUGGAUGCCGGCUCAGUGGCCCGGUAGGUUAAGCGUUCGCAAGCGAGACCGAAGGCUCUAGGUUCGAAUCCCGCUAGUUGGGAUCUUGGAUGCGCACUGCUGAGGAGUCACGCAAGGGGACGAAACGGCCGUCCAGUGCUUCCAGGUUUUCAGUUGUGAUGGUCUAACACCAGUGGGUUCAUGAUCUCAGUCAAAAAAUAAUGAAUAGAUUUGUUGAGAUUUAAAAGUGUUUUCAUAUAUUUUCACUGUCAUUUAGAUCCUUAAAAAUAUUCAAUCAGAAGAAGAUGAUUAAAACAUUUGAUGUGACUAUAAUUUAUGAACGACCUUUGAGUGACGUUAAAAUGACCUUGAUAAUGGUCAUCUACUAACCAGGACUAAAUGAUGGCGAUAAACCGGUGUGGUGAAUUCGAAUUAUGAUUAACAGUUGAUGGUUACAGUUAGGAUUUUGAUCACGAACUAACAUCAGCUAUAAUGCCAAAACUCUAUUUAGCCAAGUGGAUGAAUGAGUUAAGCGCCAAAAAUUCAAAACCUGUUAUCGUAAAUCUGAUUGGUUCGUCCAUAAAUUAUAGUCUCGCCAGUAAAAUCUUUUAACAUUUAAUAUGACAUUCUAAGUGUAAUGUUGAGAACAAGAAGUAAACUCUGAAAUAUGCAGGAACUUUAAGUAAAUUGAUUAUUUCUAUUUACUUGAGAGUCAUCUGUAUUCAAUAUAUCUGUCAGUUAUCAUUAAAAUUGGUGAUACUGAAUUAAUCUAGUGAUGGAUUUACGGAAAUUUUAUUUGGAAAUAUAACGAACUUCUGAGUGAAGAAACUUAAAUCCCAUUAGAAACUAAUUAAGUAUCAUUCUGUAAAUCAAAAGCUGAAACAAACAUUAAUCAUCAAUGAUAUUUAUGGUAAUUAUAUAUGAUAAUAAACAGUUCCUUAUGAUAGCUAAUAUACUUAGAAUAAAAGUAAUUGAAAGAAAUGUUUCAACAUUUCAGGAGAUCUUUACUGAAAUAACAAUAACCCAAUGAUGUUAUACAUGUUGUAUCUUAAUUUCUAAACGUUAUUGCUUUGUUUUAAGCAUAAUCACCAAUGAGUAUAUAUUUCUUGUUGAAAUAUUGAUGUGAAAGUUUCAUUUCUUUCAAAAGUAACCCUAAUCAAAAUGAUUAAAAAGACUAACAAUCACAUCAUUUCAUUCCUCUUUACUAACCUAUUACAAUAAUCAAUAAUCAUGAGCGAUAUAGACAUGAAUUGUCUUAUUUUUUGUGAAUGUAGUAACAUAUACGAUACAAUCCCAUGAUCAUCUAUUAUAUUGGAGAUGAUCAUUUUCUAAUAUAAAAAAUGUUUUUCUAUGGAAAUAAACAUUGUAAAUGUGUAGUGAUCAUCAUAAUCUUCAUUUAGGUGUUUGUGAAUAACUUAAUCCAUUUAUGUUAGGAACUUCCAUUUGAUUGUGUAAAUGUCUAUGACAAUCAUUAUUAUAAGUUUCUGUGUUAAAUUCAGACUUGUAUAGCAUCAAACAGUUUUGAUUGGAUUCGAUCAAUAAUCUUGAUACCUACUUUAACAUCAAUUCGUUUUUUAGUAUAGAGUCGAUUUAUUUGAUAUUUCACAUUAUUUUUGUAAAUGCUGAGAUAAUACCCUGAAACCUGAACCUAUACAAGUGGUUUUCUACGUAUAGCGCCUGCUAAAUCCUUGUCGUCAAGGUCUAGUUAACAAUUUUAUAAAGAGAUAUUAGUAGACAUAUAUAGUAAGUAAUUAAUUAGGAUCCUGGGACCAAUUAAUACUAUUCCUUUCUAUUCGUGUUUAAUAUAUCGGUUUCAGCACUUAUGUCAUCCCCCUCCACAUCAUUUGGGUAGAAAAACUAAUGGUUACACCUUUACUUGGUUAUUUAACUCAUCAUCAUUAAAAUUUUAUUCCAAAAAAUCAUUGUGUCUUGUAUCUAUAAAGUAUUAAAUUCAUUUUUUAAAAUAUUUUCUAUUUCAGGGUUGGUAUUUAUGUUAUAAGAAAUAGACAAUUUAGUUCAAUAAUUACAUGAAACUGUGGAUCUUGAAUUAAUUGAAUACAGUAAAAAGUUAAUGAUUUAUUUAUUUAUUUGUUUUUAAUGAUAAAUAAAUCUUUACUAUUAUAGAUUUUAACUAAACGUUUCAUACUAUAUCAA
Messenger RNA from Schistosoma margrebowiei, 2895 nucleotides. Lineage: Eukaryota; Metazoa; Platyhelminthes; Trematoda; Strigeidida; Schistosomatidae. The record is from the annotation of a GenBank genome assembly.